Molecule: messenger RNA, 2240 nt
Organism: Diachasma alloeum
Lineage: Eukaryota; Metazoa; Arthropoda; Insecta; Hymenoptera; Braconidae
Product: esterase E4-like
Exons: 8
Coding region: 258-1991 (577 amino acids)
Source: RefSeq, a predicted model, not a curated record
AAAAGAUGCACCUUGCUUACUAAUUCACCACAGAAAUAACUUUACUCAUUUGCUAUUGAGAAUAAGACCGAUACCGCGUAUCUCGAUCCACUUCAGAGAUAAUAAUUCACUUGAAAAUGUAGAGAAAAAGAAUACAUUGCCGGAUUACAACGUGAAGUUUUAAUAUCUUAUCGUUACACAUUGUCUUAUGUUUUGUUAUAUUCUGUGCGACAGAAGCAGUUCAGUCUGCAUGUGGAUUCAUUCAGAAACAGUCAAAUAUGAGAUUUUCAGUGGGACACAUUGCAUUACUGCUUUCAUUAUGGAUUUGUACAGUGCUUGCUGCGACAAGAGUAAGAAUUAGUGAUGGGAUACUAGAAGGAUCGGUAUUGAAAUCAAGGAACGGACGAGAUAUCUUUGCAUUUAGGGGCAUCCCAUACGCUCGUCCACCAGUAGGAGUAUUACGAUUUCAGGCACCUCAGCCACCAGCCCCUUGGACAGGAGUCCGGUCGGCUAAAAGUGAUGCAAACAUAUGUCUCCAGAAGGAGGCCCAAAACUCCGCCUCUAGGAUCUUCGGUUCAGAAGAUUGUCUCUACAUAAAUGUAUACACUCCAAAAUUGCCUGAUGUUGGAUGGAAAAAUUCUUCCAUUCCUUAUGCUGUUAUGGUGUGGAGUUACGGUGGUGGAUGGUUCUCGGGUAGUGGUUCGUCACAGCUAUAUAGUCCAAAGUUCCUGCUAGAUCAUGACAUUGUUCUAGUGACCAUGAAUUACAGAUUGGGACCUCUCGGUUUUCUGAGUACAGCAGAUGAUGUCGUUCCAGGGAAUUAUGCUUUAAAGGAUCAAGUGCAAGCACUUCGCUGGGUUCAGAGAAAUAUAGCAGUCUUCGGUGGUGAUCCAAGCAAAGUCACCAUUGCCGGUGGCAGUGCUGGAGCCGCAAAUGUACAUUACCUUGUUUUGAGUCCACUCGCUAAAGGACUAUUCCAUCGAGGGAUCUCCCAGAGCGGUACCGCCGUCAAUACUUGGUCAUACAACACACCAAAACUUGCGAGGGAUACUGCCCGUCGUCUUGCUAGAGAACUUGAUUGUCCAACAGAGACCUCAAAGAGAAUUCUUCAGUGUCUGCGCACUAAAAAUGCUAGUGCGAUAGCUGCAAAGCCUACAGCGUGGUCGAUUUUCAAUGGAGCUCCAACGAUGCCAUUCCGACCAGUCAAGGAGUCAAACCAUUCUGGUGCAUUCUUAACAGAGGAACCAGGCGAAUUGAUGAAACGUGGCGAGUUCUCAGACGUUCCUUGGUUGAGUGGUGUGAAUGCGAAUGAGGGAUCUAUGUAUACUGUGGGACUUUAUUCAUCCCCUCAUCAAGAAGAUGUUAAACGAUUGAAUGACGAGUUUGUGGAACUUAUUCCAAUAUCCCUUGAGAUGAACCCAGAUUACCCGAGAACAACCCUGGAAGCAAUUUCGCGAAAAAUCCGUCAAUAUUACUUUGGAAAUAAGACAAUUGAUGAGUCUACUAGGAUGAACGUGACUGAUAUGUUUUCUGAUGCUGAAUUGAAAUUCGCCGGUGCUACUGCAGUGAAAGGCCAUCUGCAUGCUUCAAAGAGUCCCACAUACUUCUAUCAUUUUGGAUAUAGAAGCAUCAAUCAUACAUCACUCAUUCCCUACGAUCCAGACAGAGACUACGGUGUUACUCAUGGUGAUGAACUCAUGUAUCUAUUCCCUUUCUAUCAAGCUCAUUUUCCUAACAAAACAAUGGGUGAAGGAGACUUUAAAAUGGUUGAUGUAAUGACACUGUUAUGGACCAACUUUGUCAUAUUCGGAGAACCUACACAUGAAAGUACAUUCAAAUCUUCUAUUGAAUGGACGCCUGUGAAGACCGAUGCCCUCGAGACCUUCAUCAUUGAAGGCCCUAGAAGCUUGAAAAUGUCCAAGGGUAUUUUCAAAAACAUGAUCGACUUCUGGUCCAGUUUGCCCUGCCGGGUUGGUCUUUCAUAUACAAACAAGUACCUCGUUGGUUGCUAGGAAGAUGUGAACAAUUUGUAUGCAACAUUCUAAAAAUUUAUUUCGAAGUGUUCAAGCGAUGAUCAACCUAUGGCCUAAUUUAUGUUGUUGGCCAGGCCAACGACAUAAAUUUGCUCUCUUCAUAAUAUCAUUAUUUUUCCGGCAGUUAGCUUGUAAAUUAUUUUGUGUUAUCUCAAAAUUGAUAGAUUGUGCGUGUAACAUUAAUUAGCCAAUGUAUUGAUAAUAAAAAAUAAUUUUUGAAAAAAUUUA